Prosopis cineraria is the source of this 585-nucleotide messenger RNA. RefSeq names its product thioredoxin H-type. The record is from RefSeq and is a predicted model, not a curated record. Gene Ontology annotation, molecular function: protein-disulfide reductase activity. The transcript has 3 exons. Lineage: Eukaryota; Viridiplantae; Streptophyta; Magnoliopsida; Fabales; Fabaceae. Bases 73 to 429 code for a protein of 118 amino acids.
UGCUUAUUUAAAGUUGAGGUCGUACGCUAGCAGCCUUCGCGAAAUUGGAGAGCUCGAGAAUACAGGAAGAAAAUGGCAGGCGAAGAGGGUCAGGUCAUCAGUUGCCACACCGUUGAGGCGUGGAACGAGCAACUCCAGAAGGGCAAUGACUCCAAGAAACUGAUCGUUGUGGAUUUUACCGCUUCUUGGUGCGGACCAUGCCGUUUUAUUGCACCAGUCCUGGCUGAGCUGGCCAAGAAGUAUCCAGGCGUCACGUUUCUCAAAGUUGAUGUGGAUGAAUUGAAGUCUGUUGCUCAGGACUGGGCAGUGGAAGCAAUGCCCACCUUUGUGUUCCUGAAAGAGGGGAAAAUUCUGGACAGAGUGGUGGGAGCAAAGAAGGAAGAAUUGCUGCAAACUCUUACUAAGCAUAUGGCAAUAGCCAGCGCUUAAUCUAGCUUCAGAGAGUGCCAUAGGCGUACUAUUUGGUGUUGGUUGUGUUUUUAUGUUAUUUCAUGCCAUCAGCUUCUGUUUACUCUUAAUCCUGGAUUGCCAAAGAAUAAUUAUCAUGUCUGGUGAAGGGCAUAUCAUAGAUUUGAGAUUUCAGUA